Molecule: messenger RNA, 2980 nt
Organism: Cavia porcellus (domestic guinea pig)
Lineage: Eukaryota; Metazoa; Chordata; Mammalia; Rodentia; Caviidae
Product: liprin-alpha-1-like
Exons: 10
Coding region: 522-1247 (241 amino acids)
Biological process (GO): synapse organization
Cellular component (GO): presynaptic active zone
Molecular function (GO): protein binding
Source: RefSeq, a predicted model, not a curated record
CAGACAGACAGAUCCAGCAAGAGAUUGGCAUCAGCCACCCUCUGCACAGACUGAAGCUGCGGCUGGCCAUCCAGGAAACCCUGUGGCUCACCAGCCCUUCGGCUCCACCCACAUUGAAAAAGACCACAGGAAAUGUCUGGUUAACACAUGAAGAGAUGGAAACACUCGCAGCCACAUCUCAGAUGGUCAGUCAGCCCUGCAGCUCAUGUUCCAAAGUGGGUUUCCUACUCCAGACCAAAGGGCCCUUUGUCUUUUGUUGAAAACAAAAGUUAAUUUGCAUUUGUUUCAAAUAUAAUGUGUUCUUUUUAGGUUAUUAGCUCAUAGCGUAUAGUCGUAUUUGCAUUUUUUAGAUUUUUACAAGAAUUUAGUUUAUAGAUUUGCCCCAUUUAGAGAAGAUGUAAUUUGCUUCUCCUUUUGGAGAGACCUCCAUUGAGCACUGCGUUGUGGUUGUCUAACGCCAACAGUCUACUGUAUGAGGAAGAUGAGGAGGGAAGCUGGAUAAGACACUUGCAUAUGGGGACAUGGACCACGAGUGGAUUGGCAAUGAGUGGCUGCCCAGCCUGGGCCUACCUCAGUACCGAAGCUAUUUCAUGGAGUGCCUUGUGGAUGCUCGGAUGCUGAACCACCUGACCAAGAAAGACCUGCGGGGGCGGCUGAAAAUGGUUGACAGUUUUCACAGGAACAGCUUCCAGUGUGGACUUAUGUGCCUGAAAAGGUUAAAUUAUGAUCGGAAAGAACUGGAAAGAAGAAGAGAAGAAAGUCAGGAUGUAGUUAAAGAUGUGCUUGUUUGGAGCAAUGAUCGAGUGAUUCGCUGGGUCAUAUCCAUUGGCCUUAAAGAAUAUGCAAACAACCUCAUAGAGAGUGGGGUUCAUGGCGCACAGCUGGCCUUAGAUGAAGCCUUCGAUUACAACACAUUGGCCCUGUUGUUACAGAUCCCGACAGAGAACAGAAAGGCUCGAAAUGUCUUGGACAAAGAAUUUGCCGACCUUUUGGUCCUUGGGACUGUCAGACGUUUUGAUGUCGAGGAUGACAAACACUUUAGGAGAGCACCUUCAUGGAGAGAGAAGGUUAGAGAAAAGGCCAUUCACGGUGUGGCAACUGGGUCAUCAGAGACACUCCCUGCAAACUUCCGAGUCUCUUCUUCCAAGUCUUCCCGCUCUGUGCAGCCCAAUGAGAUCCAGAUGGAUGGCAGUGUAUCAGAAACACAGAAGUUGGAUUCUGCGACAACCAGGACUUCCUCCCGUUAAGCCUCCUGUUGUUUUCCUGCACUACUUCUACAGAUGAUGUGCAGCAUUUGGAAUCCAACAGAGACUACAUUUUUUAAUUCAGUCGAAUCGCUAUCUGUUAAUACUUGUUAUAUGGAUAUUUUAUAACAGAGUUUUUAAUUAAUAAAAAAUUCAUCAAUAACAUAGAGAAAAUAUUUUAGAAUUUAAUGUUUCUUCUAUUUUUGUAAACUUAGGACUUUUCAUUUAUAUAGUUACUUACUUUUUCAUCUAUGUUUAGAUAUCUCUGGAAGCAAUUCAUGUUCUUAUAUCUAAUUUUAGUCUUUCAAAUGAAUGUACUGUAGUGCUUGUAUGUAUAAACCCUAUGAACAAAUACAUGGCUUUUGUAAAUUGUGCACAUAUUGUAAUUAUUACUAUUUAACUUUUUAAUGAUAAGCCAUCCCUGAAAAAAUUAGUUUACUACACUUUUUUUUGUCUUUUUUGUUACUUUUUUUUUUUUUUUUUUGGUCUUUUUCCUUUUUAUUGGUACCAGGGAUCGAACUCACGACUGCCUGCUUCCAAGGCAGGUGCUUAUGCCGCUGAGCUAAAUCCCCAGCCCCUUUUUUUGUCUUUUUUGUUUUUAUCGGCACUAGGGAUCAAACUCAGGACUGCCUGCUUGCAAGGCAGGUGCUUAUGCCACUGAGCUAAAUCCCCAGCCCAGUUUACUACAUUUAUAAAAUUGUUGUGACAUAAGCAAUGUGCAUUAUCCUUCACCUUGCUCUACAUCAGUCAUUUUAAAAUCAGGAGACUUCAUUCCAAGCAGUUGUCAUAUUUUGAGGUUGACUGACCUUAACUGUUCUUUUUUUAGCAAGAAAUCAGAGUCUAAUAAAGUCGGGACUGAACCGUUGCACCAGAGCACUAUAGAACUUUCUUAGCACUGGUUCCCUUUUCCCCAUCCUGUCUCUGGACUUGGGGAGCUUGUCUUCAGAGACUUGACCAGAAGCCAUGAGCUUGGAGCUGCUCUCAGCAGGGCUGGAGUGGCCAGGGGUGGACCCCAGCCUGGCACCUUCCCUGCCUCUUUCCUGUGAGCAUGUGGAAGGUGCCUCCAGCUAUUCUUAGAGGACCAAUCACUGAGCACUGUGCUCACAUCUCACAGACAUUGGUGCAUGAGCAGAUGAGAGCAGGAAACCCUGAAAAUAAAGUUGUACAACUCUAACUAAUCAAGGCCUUAUUUUUCAUAUGUCAGUCACCUUUUUACAUUGGUUUAUAAACAUGUUUCAACUAGUCAUACAUUUUUAGAUUUUGAUGACAUAGCCAUUUUGGAUUGAACAAGUAGCAAAAGCAACUUGCUUUUCACUGGCAUAUUAAAAAGCCAGCAAGGAAGGAGUCAGAUCAGGGUGCAUGUUAUUUAUUGUGCAACUGAUACAUGGGUAGAGGCAGCAUGCCUUUUUAAUUUAGUUUAUGCAGGGGCUGGGGAUUUAGCUCAGCGGCAUAAGCGCCUGCCUUGCAAGCAGGCCGUCGUGAGUUCGAUCCCUGGUACCGAUAAAAACGAAAAAGACAAAAAAAAAAAAAAAAAGCAAAAAAAAUAAUUUGGUUUAUGCAUACAAUUCACUUAUACAAUCCAUAUUACUGCCCUUUUUCUAUUAAUUUUUGUGGAAUUUUCUGAGUAUGUAACAAAGUAUACAGUCAUAUACAUAUAUAUACUUUUGAACUAUUUUAAUCACAGUAUUAUUUAUUGCUUUCUUUCAAUAAAGUUCUGAAUCAUUUUUCACUGCCAA